Lodderomyces elongisporus is the source of this 1620-nucleotide messenger RNA. RefSeq lists its product as uncharacterized. Bases 1 to 1620 code for a protein of 539 amino acids. The transcript has a single exon. NCBI's taxonomy places the organism in Eukaryota, Fungi, Ascomycota, Pichiomycetes, Serinales, Debaryomycetaceae. Gene Ontology annotation, biological process: transmembrane transport. Gene Ontology annotation, cellular component: plasma membrane. The record is from RefSeq and is a predicted model, not a curated record. Gene Ontology annotation, molecular function: transmembrane transporter activity.
AUGAGUCAGAAUAACAAUAAUUAUUACCCACCUCCAAAUUACCCACCAUCGGGACAACCAGAGUAUGGAUCACACAACCAACAGCAGACUUAUGGUUAUGGAGGCGGUGGCAGCGGCGCUGCACACCACAACCAGAAUCAAGAUGGUACAUACUAUGUCAACCCAGAUUUGGAAAACAUGAAGAAUGAAAAACCUCAACCAUCGCAAAACUUUGAUGAGAGUUUCAAGAUUGAAAAACCAAGGUUCAAUGAUUGGCCAUUUGCAAUCUUUUUUUUGCUAACCGUUGCAGGGUUCAUUGCAGUAGCAGGAAUCACCGUAAAUGCAUUGAGAGCCACCUAUGGAGAUCAAGGAAGCGGCAUUUACAACAGCUCCGACUCAUUCACAAUGAAUAGAAAUACCGUCAUCUUGUUUGCAUUUGUUUUGGUACUCUCCAUUGUUAUGUCCGCAUUGGGUAUGAUGUUUAUUCGAGCAUUUGCCAAAACAUUUAUCUACGUUGCUUGCAUCUUGAAUGUCGUGUUAUCCAUUGGUACUGCAAUUUUCUACUUUGUUGAGCACUACUACAGUGCAGCAAUUGUUUUUUUGAUUUUUGGGUUAUUUGCUGCCUUUUGUUACUGGAGAGCACGCAGUAGAAUCCCACUCAGUGCAACAAUCUUGAGGAUUGUGAUUGAUGUAAUGAAACAAUAUCCCUCAACAUUAGUCACGUCGUUUUUUGGCCUUGUGAUUAGUGCAGGCUUUGGAGCAUUGUUUAGUGUUGUUAUUAUCGGAACAUAUGUGAAAUUCAAACCCAAUGCCGACAAUACUGGUUGUGAAGUUGGUGGAGGUUCGUGUAGCCAAGCCAAGUUGGUUGGUGUAUUGGUGUUUGUAUUCUUUGCUGGAUACUACAUCUCGGAAGUGAUCAAGAAUGUUAUUCAUGUUACCAUCUCAGGUAUUUACGGUACCUGGUACUAUUUAGCCAACUCAGACCAAGGUGCUCCAAAACACCCCGCGUUAUCGUCAUUGAAAAGAGCCAUGACCUAUUGUUUUGGCUCCAUUUGUUUUGGUUCGUUGAUUGUUACCAUUAUACAAUUGAUCAAACAACUUCUCAACAUUGUUGCCUCUCAAUUUGUUGACAGUUGGGGCGGACAAUGUGCCAUGCUCAUUGUUAACUUUAUCAUGAGUUUCAUCAACUGGUUGGUGCAAUACUUUAACAAGUAUGCAUACUCAUAUGUCGGUCUUUACGGUAAGUCCUACAUCAGGUCAGCAAAGGAUACAUUUGACUUGUUUAGAUUCAAAGGUAUGGAUGCAUUGGUCAAUGAUAUGUUUAUCAACAAUGCAUUGCAUUUUUACUCAUUGUUUGUGGCUUACUUAUCUUCGCUUUUGGCAUACUUGUAUUUGAAAUUCACCAAGCCUGGCUACAAUGACGAUGGUAACUAUUAUGCCCCCGUUGUUGCAUUCACUUUCUUGAUCUCAAUGCAGAUUUGUAACAUUACCUUGAGUGUUAUCCAAUCUGGUGUGGCUACCUUUUUUGUUUGUUUGGCCAAGGAUCCAGAAGUGUUGCAAAUGUCUCAAAGAGAUGAACUAUUCAACGAGAUUCAAAAGAACUACCCACAAGUAUACCAAAAGAUCACCACUGAUCAUUAA